AUGCUUCGGCUGCUAAGUUCCCUCCUGUUUGUAGCCCUUGCCUCGGGCUGUGGCAAAUCUGCCUAUCGCCCCUCCAGCCGAGUGGUCAACGGUGAGGACGCAGUGCCCUACAGCUGGCCCUGGCAGGUCUCCCUGCAGUAUGAGAAGAAUGGGGCCUUCCAUCACACUUGUGGAGGCAGCCUCAUCGCCCCUGACUGGGUCCUGACUGCCGGCCACUGUGUCUCGAGCACCCUGACUUACCAAGUAGUGUUGGGUGAGUACAACCGAGGUGUGGAGGAGGGUCCUGAGCAGGUGAUCCCCAUCAACGCUGGAGACCUCUUUGUGCACCCGCUCUGGAACGCCAACUGUGUGGCCUGUGGCAAUGACAUCGCCCUCAUCAAGUUGUCACGCAGCGCCCAGCUGGGAGACACAGUACAGGUCGCCUGCCUCCCUCCUGCUGGAGAAAUCCUGCCCAAUGAGGCACCCUGCUACAUCAGUGGCUGGGGCCGCCUCUACACUGGAGGACCUCUCCCUGACAAGCUGCAGCAGGCCCUGCUGCCCGUGGUGGACCAUGAGCACUGCUCCAAGUGGGACUGGUGGGGCAGCAGCGUGAAGCGGACCAUGGUGUGCGCUGGCGGAGACACCCGCUCCGGCUGCAAUGGUGACUCUGGAGGACCCCUCAACUGCCCCGCUGAGGAUGGCAGCUGGCAGGUCCAUGGUGUGACCAGCUUCGUGUCUGCUUUCGGCUGCAAUACCCGUAAGAAGCCCACGGUCUUCACCCGAGUGUCAGCCUUCAAUGACUGGAUCGAAGAGACCAUGGCAAGCCACUAG
Elephantulus edwardii (Cape elephant shrew) is the source of this 810-nucleotide messenger RNA. RefSeq names its product chymotrypsin-like elastase family, member 3B (gene CELA3B). Bases 1 to 810 code for a protein of 269 amino acids. Gene Ontology annotation, biological process: proteolysis. NCBI's taxonomy places the organism in Eukaryota, Metazoa, Chordata, Mammalia, Macroscelidea, Macroscelididae. The transcript is spliced from 8 exons. Gene Ontology annotation, molecular function: serine-type endopeptidase activity. The record is from RefSeq and is a predicted model, not a curated record.